Coccomyxa subellipsoidea C-169 is the source of this 1801-nucleotide messenger RNA. RefSeq names its product UDP-glucose 4-epimerase. Gene Ontology annotation, biological process: galactose metabolic process; rRNA processing. Bases 175 to 1209 code for a protein of 344 amino acids. The transcript has 9 exons. Lineage: Eukaryota; Viridiplantae; Chlorophyta; Trebouxiophyceae; Coccomyxaceae. Gene Ontology annotation, molecular function: RNA binding; UDP-glucose 4-epimerase activity. Gene Ontology annotation, cellular component: cytosol. The record is from RefSeq and is a predicted model, not a curated record.
GGGAGACUGAAGUACAGAAUUUCAACGAGGUGCUUUUUCAAAGCGUAUAAAUUGCUGUGCUAUAGAGUAUACAACAACAUCUAACCUUGGCGAUUUUGGUGCCACAACGAGGGUGGCACCAUAACUGCAGUAAUCUCUGUUCCUCUUCCUUCAGAAUCAGUAUAGAUAUCUGCAAUGGGCAAGAACGUCUUCGUCACAGGGGGUUUGGGCUUCAUUGGCUCCCACACGGUGUUGGACCUCGUGGUUCAAGACUACGAUGUCACCAUCAUCGACAACCUCGACAAUGCCUUCCCGGAGGCAUGGAGGCGGAUGAAGGAGCUGGCUGGUGACAAGGCACAUAUGAUGAAGUUCAUCAAGGGCGAUCUGCGGAAUUUUGAUGACCUCGACAACAUCUUCAGCGCCACCAAGUUCGAUGCGGUGAUCCACUUUGCUGGGAGGAAGGCGGUGGGCGAGUCGGUGCAGUUCCCCAUGCUGUACUACACCCACAACGUGGUCGGCGCAGUCAACCUGAUCGAGGUCAUGCGCAAGCACAACGUCAAGAACAUGGUGUUCUCGAGCUCGUGCACGGUGUACGGCAACCCGGAGAGGGUGCCCAUCAACGAGGAGCACCCACUCAAGGCGCUCAGCCCCUACGGCCGCACCAAGCUCAUCAUCGAGGACAUCUUCCGCGACGUCGCCGCCGCCGAGCCCGAGUGGCGCAUCAUCCUGCUGCGCUACUUCAACCCCGUCGGCGCGCACCCCUCAGGCAAGAUCGGGGAGCACCCGGUGGGCAUCCCCAACAACCUCAUGCCCUACGUGCAGCAGGUCGCGCUCGGCCAGCGCGACGCGCUCAGCGUCUUCGGCAGCGACUACCCGACGCGCGACGGGACGUGCGUGCGCGACUACAUUCACGUGAUGGACCUGGCGGAGGGCCACGUGGCUGCGCUGGACAAGCUCUUUGCGUCGCCCGACAUCGGCUGCACCCCCAUCAACCUCGGCACUGGCACCGGCUCCACCGUCCUCGAGAUGGUCAAGGCGUUUGAGGAAGCGAGUGGCAAGAAGGUAGCGUACAAGCUGGUGGACAGGCGCGCGGGGGACAGCGUGGCGGUGUGGGCGGCCACGGAAACAGCCGAGCGCGAGCUGGGCUGGAAGACCAAGCUGGACAUCAACGACAUGUGCCGUGACCAGUGGAAGUGGGCCUCCCUCUACCCCAAGGGCUACGAGACCUGAAGCCGGCCCGCGGUGCCGACAGCGGCUGAGGGGCCUGCAACGCUCGUCUGCUCUGCAAACUCGCGUGAUCUGCAUGGGUGACAGCGGCUGAGGGGCCUGCAAGGCAUGGUCUGAGCUGGUCUGUGAGGCUGAGCGGCAUGCAAGAGGGCUGAUCUGCAAGGCUGGGUGAUCUUGAACAUAAGGCCGAGAGGCCUGCAAGGGUGGUCUGAUCUAGUCGGCAAGGCUGGCAGGACUGAGCUGGGAAAGGGCUGGUCUGAGCUGGUCUGCAAGGCUGUUGCAAGCUGAGCGGCCUGCAUGGCUGGCAGAUGCGGUGGUUGUGUCAGUUUCGGACUGUUCCGUGUAGAGUUCGGUCAGGUCUGGGGGUACACUUGGUUGGCUGGCUGUGAUAUCCCGCACGUUGCAAGAGGGGGUCUCUAAGUGCCAGGUUGAUGUGCUCAAAACCAUGUGGCCUGCCUAAAGUGCAGGAUGUGAUAACAACCUGAAGCUUGAGUGCAAUCACUACAAGUGCCAUACAGUUCUUUGCUGGUGACCCCAUGCAAGCUGUGAGAUAAAUAUACGUUAAAAUUAGCUGUAAAGAACUGAGCAGGCAUUU